AGCAUGGAUAUUAAAAAUGAAAUUCAUUGUUUGAAAACUAAAUUACUUUUCAAACCGAAAAAUGAUGGCAAAAUUUUUCCCAUUUUCAAUCAUAGUUUUUAUUGCUAUUUCGACUGUUUUUGCUUUCGAUGAUAUCGAUUCGUCAAAAUGUAGUUCGGUGCGAUAUGAAGAUCGAAUUGAUUGUCAUCCUGAUCCACCUGUUUCACGCGAAAAUUGUCUCGAACGUAAAUGUUGUUGGCAAGAACUUGAAAAUUCAUCAAUCGCCAAUCAACAAUCGUCGAAUCUUCCAAUAUUACCGAAAAUCGGUAUUCCAAGCUGUUAUUUUGGUAAAAAUUAUGUUGGAUAUCGGGUGGAAAAUUCCGAUCAUUCAUCAUCAUCAUUAUCUUUGAAUUUGAAACGUAUAAAAUCAUCAGGAUUUUUAUUCGACAUUAAAAAUGUUAAAGUAAAUAUUGAAGAAUUAAGUGAUAAAGUUGUACGGAUAAGAUUUACCGAUAAUGAUGAUCCGAAUAGAUUUGAAGUACCUAUACCGAAACUUAAUCUACCUAAACGAUCAUCAUCAUCAUCACCAUCAUUAUUAUAUAAUGUAUCGAUUGUGGAUAAUAAUCGUUUGAUCAUACGAAGAUUAGAAACAAAUCAAUCAAUUAUCGAUAUAAAUUUGGCUCAAUUAAUUUAUUCGGAUCAAUUUAUUCAGGUAACCACACGAUUACCAUCAAAUUAUAUAUAUGGUAUUGGUGAACAUCGUGCACCAUUUCGUAAAUCAACAUAUUGGACACGUUAUACACAAUGGGUUAGUGGUUUAUAUCCGCGACCAGAUCAUGCUUUGUAUGGUAAUCAUCCAUUUUAUUUGGUUGUUGAAGAUGAAAGUCCAUCAAAAUCGGCAAGCGGUGUUUUCCUGUUCAAUAGUAAUGCUAUGGAUAUUAUAACACAACCAUCACCUGCAAUAACUUUCCGAACGAUUGGUGGAAUAUUGGAUUUUUUUGUAUUUUUUGGCCCAAAACCAGAACAAGUUGUUCAACAAUAUCACCACUUGAUUGGUUUACCUGCAAUGCCACCAUUUUGGUCAUUAGGUUUUCAUCUAUCACGAUAUGGUUAUAAUAAUUUUACCAAUUUGAAUGAAACAUUUACACGUAAUAUUCAGGCAGGUGUACCAUUAGAUGUUCAAUGGACUGAUAUUGAUAUGUUUGAUUCAUUCAAUGAUUUUACAUAUGAUCAUAAACAAUUUAAAGAAUUACCUGAUUUUAUUGAUAAUGUAUUACAUGCAAAUGGAAUGAAAUUUAUACCAAUGUUUGAUUGUGGUAUUUCAGCUGGUGAACCGAAAAAAUCAUAUCGUCCAUAUGAUUAUGGUAUUGAAAUGGAUUUAUUUAUUAAAAAUUCAACCGAUCAAUUAUUUUUGGGAAAAGUAUGGAAUAAAAAUACAACAGUAUGGCCGGAUUUUAGUCAUCCAAAUGCAAUAAAAUAUUGGUCGGAUAUGUUUGCUGAAUAUUAUAAAACAAUUAAAUUUGAUGGUGCUUGGAUUGAUAUGAAUGAACCAACAAGUUUUUGGAGUGGUCAAGAAAAUGGUUGUCCAGAAGGAUCUCGUUAUGAAAAUCCACAAUAUGUACCUGGAAUGGUAAAUGAAAAUCUUACAUUAAGAUAUAUGACUUUGUGUAUGACAGCAAAACAUUAUCACGAACAAUUACAUUAUAAUCUACAUAAUUUAUAUUCAUUAUCUGAAGCAAUAGCUACAAAUGCUGCAUUGACCAAUCUAAAAAAACGUCCAUUCAUUUUAUCUCGGGCAACAGCACCAGGACAUGGUCAUUGGGCUAGUCAUUGGGAUGGUGAUAUUGUAUCCGACUGGUCAUCAAUGCGUUGGUCAAUAUCAUCCAUAUUGAAUUUUAAUCUAUUCGGUAUACCGAUGGUUGGUGCAGAUAUUUGUGGAUUUAAUCUAUCAACUACUGUUGAACUUUGUACACGUUGGCAUCAACUGGGUGCAUUCUAUACAUUUGCACGUAAUCAUAAUGAUAUUUAUUCAAGUGAUCAAGAUCCAGCUGCAUUAGGUGGAACAGUAUUAAAAGCUGCAGUUAGUUCAUUAUCUGUUCGAUAUGUAUUGUUGCUCUAUUUAUAUACAUUGUUUUAUAAUGUCCACCAAAAUGGUGGUACAGUAUUACGACCAAUGUUUUUUGAAUUUCCCGAUGAUAAACAUUCAUAUGAAAUUGAAACACAAUUUAUGUGGGGUGAUUCAAUUUUGAUUGCACCGAUUCUAUAUCCAAAUCAAACAGAGCAUAAAGUUUAUCUACCAAAAGGUACAUGGUUGAAAACGGAUCAGUUGAUAAUCAAAAGUCAAGGACAAUAUUUUACAAUACAGGAUAGAUUAGAUCUUGUUAAUUAUGUUUUUUUUCGUGGUGGUUCCAUAAUACCGCUGCAACAUUUAGAAAAAAAUACUAAAUUGAUGAAUUCGAUAGAUUUUGGCUUAUUUGUUAUAUUGGAUCGACAAAAUUCUUCUGCAUAUGCAAAAGGAUCUCUUUAUUUAGAUUCAGGUGAUAGUCUGGAUCCAGUGAAAAAUGGUCAAUAUAAUUUCUAUAAUUUUGAAGCUAAAAAUAAUACAUUAUUGAUUCAAUCCGAAUGGUUAGGACAUAAAACAUUACAAAAUAUUGAUCCUAUUAUAAUUUUUGAGGUACUGGAAGAACCUAUUUCUAUUCGUGUAAAUGGAAAUGAAUCAAUAAUCAAAGGUUUUUCUUAUAAUAAAAAUGAAAAAUCAUUAUAUGUGCCAACCAAAUUACCAAUUUAUAAUGAAAAAUCAUCAUCAACAACAACAACAAAUGAUCAUCAUCGUAUUCAUUAUCUAAUUGAAUGGUAA
This is a messenger RNA of Dermatophagoides pteronyssinus (European house dust mite), 2836 nucleotides long. RefSeq names its product lysosomal alpha-glucosidase-like. Lineage: Eukaryota; Metazoa; Arthropoda; Arachnida; Sarcoptiformes; Pyroglyphidae. Gene Ontology annotation, molecular function: alpha-1,4-glucosidase activity; carbohydrate binding. The record is from RefSeq and is a predicted model, not a curated record. Gene Ontology annotation, biological process: carbohydrate metabolic process.